AACGUCACUGAAACGGCAGCAGGUUUAACAGAAAGGGAAGAGAAUAAACAUUGCAGCCUUGCCCGGAUACAAACCCCUUUCUUUAGUUUACAGGAGCUGCGUUUGUGGUAGCAUCCCACAAUUUGAAGAUGCUCCAGUCCGUUGCUAGUAGUUCGUGCAUGCAGAUCAUCCAAACCCACAAAUCGACGUGGUACUUUGUGUUUCUGGUGCUGGGCUACAUCCUUUAUCUGAUCUUCGGGGCCAUCGUCUUUUCGUCCGUCGAGCUGCCAUAUGAAGCCGCCCUGCGCAAGGACCUGAUGGAAACGAAAGCGAAUUUCCUCCGGGACCACGAGUGCAUCACAGAGGAGAGCCUGGAGCGCUUUGUCAAGGAAGCGCUCGACGCGAGCAAUUACGGCGUGUCCAUCCUCAACAACACCACUAACUGGAACUGGGACUUCACCUCUGCGCUCUUUUUUGCCAGCACCGUGCUCUCCACCACAGGUUAUGGUCACACAGCCCCACUGUCGGAGGGUGGCAAGACUUUCUGCAUUAUCUACUCUGCGUUCGGCAUACCGUUCACCCUCCUCUUCCUCACCGCCGUGGUGCAAAGGAUCAUGGUUUACAGCACAAGGAAACCUAUUUCGUACAUCCACAUACGCUGGGGCGUGUCCAAACCUCUGGUGGCCAUCAUCCACUCUUGUCUUCUGGCUUUUUUGGCCAUCACAUGCAUCUUCCUCAUCCCUGCGGCCAUCUUCUCGGCACUGGAGGAAAACUGGAACUUCUUGGAGUCGUUCUACUUCUGCUUCAUCUCACUCAGCACCAUUGGAUUGGGCGAUUAUGUGCCGGGAGAGGCGGCUAACCAGAAGUUCAGGGAGCUCUACAAACUUGGAAUCACUCUCUACUUGAUCAUGGGCCUGAUCAUCAUGCUUGUGGUCCUGGAGACUUUCUGCGAGCUGCAGCAGCUGAAGCAACUGAGGAAGAUGUUUUACCUGAAAAAGGAAAAGACGCGAGACCGUCUGGCCAUCCUGGAGCACGACCACCUUUCCUUCAACUCUGUGGAGGACAGUGCACUUAGCGACGACAAGGCCCGCAUGUUUGUUAGUGUUUCAAGUCUGUCCUCUCGUAGUGGCGACUUCAUGAUCCAGUAGUGGUAGGGUGAUAGACCAAGACAAUUUCAAUUCAUAAUACAACUUUGCUGUAGUUCUUGCUCGUGGGAGCAAAGCUUCAUUAUGAGCCGCCGGUUCGUUAAAUUAUUUGUUGAAAUGUCUUAGGAAGAAUUGUUUUUCAAUUAACAUAUCAUUCAGGAGAAUUCAUCAGUUGCUUCUAGGCUUUUGGGAAUUAAGAUGCACAUAGCUUAUUUCAGAAAAAACUAUAGUGAACAUGUUGUUCAUUGACAGUUGCUUUAUAAGGCUUGUGUUGACUUCCAUUGCCUCGGUUGCCUAUCUAAUGCGAAGAGCAACGUGUCAAGAUGGUUAAUGUCCCAACAGUUUGGUGGCAUCAUUUUAGUUGGCAAAUCCGUACUAAGAAAUUGACAGACACCUUUAAUUUUUUUUAUUUAAGAAUAGUGGUUCUAUGUGAUUGCUGCUUCAAUCUUUAAUGAAGGUGUAAAGUUUCCCUGCUUGCCCUCCAUGUCAUUCAUGGAUGUAUGAGUUACAAUCAUGUUCUUGCGAUAAUUUAUGUUGUACCUGUAUGUUUGUACACACUUUGAUUUAUUACCUUGUCUCAUAUCAUAUCAUGUGCACACAAUUUAGGAUGUGAGAUUCACCUCUAAGUGUACUUUUGCACAUGUACCGUACACGAACCAGCCAAAAUGGCAGAUGUGGUUCUAAAUAUCGCAGCUGUAUUGUGAAAGAAGUUGAACAGGUAGCAGACGUAACGUUAGUCAAGUUAUACUCGACAAAAACAACCGAGUGUAUUUUUAAAGGGACUACUAGCCAGAAGUAAAAUGCUCUGGCAAACAUAUUGAUAUUUUAAUCAAGUGUUCUGAAUGCCUUUUGCAAAGCUAUACAUGCUAUCAGAUAUACUGUACAUGAUGUUUACAACUCAGCUAUCGUAGCUCAGCUGACUAAGUGCAGUAGGGUCACGUUGACAGUCAAGCGUAUGUGAUAACAACAGUUUUCCCAUCUUGAAGGUACAAAUGUAAUUGAUACAUUGUAGGACAUGUCUUUUAUUUGUGAACUGUUUUUAUAUGUCAGCUGGGGCGGGGGAAAGUCCUCAGAUGUUGUUGUCAUUAUUGCUGUAAGAUAUUUCACUGGUCAGUUAAGUAUAUACAUGGAUGGAUUCAAUUUACUCAUGCUGAUGGCACAAGUCAUCUGCAAAUGUCAUGUUGAGUCCAUAAUGUGUAUUGAAAACAUUUCAUUUUAAGGGAAAAGUACUUGAUUGAUGUUUCUGCCUCCCAAAUAAAGUGCUGUUUUGUAACUGGA
Messenger RNA from Syngnathus typhle (broad-nosed pipefish), 2402 nucleotides. RefSeq names its product potassium channel, subfamily K, member 1b (gene kcnk1b). The transcript has 3 exons. Gene Ontology annotation, molecular function: potassium ion leak channel activity. Bases 129 to 1127 code for a protein of 332 amino acids. The record is from RefSeq and is a predicted model, not a curated record. Lineage: Eukaryota; Metazoa; Chordata; Actinopteri; Syngnathiformes; Syngnathidae. Gene Ontology annotation, biological process: potassium ion transmembrane transport; stabilization of membrane potential. Gene Ontology annotation, cellular component: membrane.